AUGUCGUGGGGGUCCGAAAAAAGACACCACAGUCUGGGGAAUCGUAUGACCGACCCGCUGAGAUCAAGCUCAGCGGCACCACUAGCGCCGUCGUAUUCGUACACACUCGCCGCGACGCAGCCGCAGUUGCAGCAUUGGUCCCCAGCACGCACCACAGCAACUUCUGUGGCAUCCAUCAACCCAGCCUUAAUGACGGUGGCGCAGCAGAAGGCUCGGUAUGCGCGCCUCUCUUACGCCCCGCCAACUGCUCUGCGCCAUAGUCGCCUUCAUCUAGGCUCCACAGUGGACCGCGGUGGCGUGCUUGGUGGGACACAGCACGUCAACGAGUGUCCUCGCGCCCUCACGUACCCGGCAACAUGGUCUCAGCCGUCGACAUCUACUCCCGCACAACACCACACGACUCCAAGUGCAGGAUCGGCGACUCGUGCGGCGGUCAAUAGAGAUACCAUAUUGCACCCACUGCUACCGCCGCCGCCACUCCAUCAACUGGCUCCGCCACCGUCUGAGUGGUGUCAGGCCCUUGUUGUACUUCAGGAGCGUCAGCUGCUCUGCUGGCAGCAACUCACAGAGACCCAGCAACUGAUGACUCAUCACGUUGAGCAACUACAGGAGGAAGUGCGGCGCGUGCAUGAAGUCCUGACGCACAGACUUGGCAAGCAUCCCAGGACGAAUGCAGUCAACACGAAAGCGCCGAAUCCAGACAAGCGCUCCCGCUUGGACGACAAUGGCCGUUGCGAAGCUGCCGCAUUCCCCAAGUCUGCGGCAGCUGUGCGGACUGCCAGCGCUGCAACCUCGCAGCGGAGCAUUUCAGUGCACGCGGUUCGUUUACUAGGAGAGAGCACCACCUCUACGCCUGCUCUCCCUCAGGACGCGCCAACCUGUCGGACUGUCGACCAGCCUCGAGAACUCACCGAACGGCUCCCUUCGAGGCAACCCGCAGAUCUGAGAGAAGGCAACGGUGGUGAUGGCAGUGCUGCACACUCACAAAGCACCGCUGACGCUGCUGACAGCGAGGCAGACAUCUUCAUGCUCUAA
Messenger RNA from Leishmania braziliensis MHOM/BR/75/M2904, 1035 nucleotides. RefSeq lists its product as hypothetical. The transcript has a single exon. The record is from RefSeq and is a predicted model, not a curated record. Bases 1 to 1035 code for a protein of 344 amino acids. NCBI's taxonomy places the organism in Eukaryota, Euglenozoa, Kinetoplastea, Trypanosomatida, Trypanosomatidae.